CCGUCAUUCCCGCAGCUACAAGCAAGCAACAAUCCAUUCCCCCUCAACAGCACACUCACAACGAUGGUUCAAGAUCUCCCCCCAUCCGGUGGCUAUGAGCCAAUCCAAUACCGCCGCAACAUCCCAUUCCGCGGUCUCCGUCCCAGUUACUACCUCCUCGGUAUGGGCCUGAUCUGCGGCUACGGUUUCUACGCCACCAUGAACGGCAUCAAGGAGCGGCGCGAGAUGGCGCGCGAAAAGGUCUGGGCGCGCAUCUACCUUACUCCCAUGCUCCAGGCGGAGGCGGAUCGCGACGACGUCCGUAGACACUUUGCCGCACAGCAGAGGGAGAAAGAACUCAUGAAGGAUGUUAAAGGGUGGGAUUUGGGCGGUGUAUACAACAGCGACCGUUUCGUGAGGCCCACGUACACGGUUGCGCCGCCGGCUGAGGCUGUCAUCUCUGAGAAAGACUUCAUCAAGAUGCUGGAUGCGGAGGCGGCAGAGAAGAAAUAAGGGUUGCGAGUGUGUUCAAAUGGGGAGGGCUCCUGGAUAUGUUGCGGCUGGUUGGUUGUAUCAUACGGCAAAGAGAGAGAUUUGCGGAUUACGUAUUCGAAAGUAUCCACC
Tricharina praecox is the source of this 603-nucleotide messenger RNA. RefSeq names its product GRIM-19. The record is from RefSeq and is a predicted model, not a curated record. The coding region runs from base 64 to 492 and encodes 142 amino acids. The transcript has 4 exons. Lineage: Eukaryota; Fungi; Ascomycota; Pezizomycetes; Pezizales; Pyronemataceae.